CAUGGAAAAUAACUUGUGAAAAGCAUCUUAGCAAAACACUUUUGACACAAAUAAGCAAAGUUAGCAAACGUCAAACUUAUGAGUCAUGCAUUAUUAACUUGUACCUUUCUCACUCAAACCUUGUUAAAUACAGUACUAUCUUGAAAACCAUCGCCACCACCGCCUGCAAAAUCAUCAUCACCACCACCGUCGCCGUGAAAAAUAAAGAAAAUGGCGGUAUUCUUCAAAACAAUACCAUCAAAAAUAAAAGACAUGUGUUUAAUAAUCUCAACUUUUUCCAUCUUCUACCUUCUUUCUCACCCCCUGACACCACUAGUCCCUACCCCCACCACCGCCGUCACACCACCACCACCCACCACACUACACCACCUAUCAUUCUCCAUAGCAUCAUCGCACAACUCAUACCAAAACAGAAAACCAUACAUUUGUCUUUGGUACAACCCCAACACAACCAACGCCGUGGUUUUCCUCGAUAACUCUGUCCCCGACAAAGAUUCUGAUUCCUCUUCCCUUCCUAGGAUUAUCAUCUCAAAAGACACGUCACGCUUUCCGUACACUUUCCCAAAAGGACUACGGUCAGCUAUCCGGGUAGCCCGGAUAGUUAAAGAAACAGUUGAAUUCUAUAAAAAUGAUGGCAAUAUAAGAUGGUUUGUAUUUGGAGAUGAUGAUACUGUGUUUUUUAAGGAGAAUUUGGUCAAUGUGUUGAGGAAAUAUGAUCAUAAUAAGUGGUAUUAUAUUGGAAGUGGUUCGGAAAGUUACGAACAGAAUUCGCAGCAUUCGUUUGGUAUGGCGUUUGGUGGGGGUGGUUUUGUGAUUAGUAGAUCAUUAGGUGUUGUUUUGGCUAAGGUUUUGGAUUCUUGUUUGAUGAGAUAUCCACAUGUUUAUGGAAGUGAUUCUAGGAUUUAUUCUUGUUUGGUUGAACUUGGUGUUCACUUAACAUAUGAACCAGGGUUUCAUCAGGUUGAUGUUCGAGGCAACAUGUUUGGAAUCCUUGCCGCGCAUCCAUUGUCACCAUUGUUAUCACUUCACCACUUUGACAUCAUUGAUCCAAUAUUUCCAGGUUUGACCAAGCUUGAAGCAGUCAAACAUCUUUUCAAAGCCGUGAAACACGAUCCUGCUAGGAUCCUUCAGCAGACUGUUUGCUAUGAUUCUGCCAAUUCAAUCACCGUAUCAGUUUCGUGGGGGUAUGCAGUUCAGGUGUUUGAAGGUAAUCGAUUGCUUCCGGAUCUCAUUCAGGUGCAGAAAACAUUUAACUCAUGGAGGAGAAAAGAGAACUUCUUUUCUAGCCUGCAUAUGUUUAACACACAAGAUUAUAGCAAAGAUAUGUGCAAAAGCCCGGAUAUUUUCUUCUUGGAAGGUGUCAUUCCAGAUGAGAACAGGUCUUACACUCUCUAUAAAAGAAAAAUAUCCGUGAACUGCACUAGAAGUAACAAGAUACAGGAUUUAACCAAUAUCAAAGUUUUCUCUAGAAAGUUUGAUGCUGACACCGAACAGAUGAUUGCACCACGUCGUCAAUGCUGUAAUAUUUUACCACCUUACAGUGAAACCAUGGUUAUUGCUUUGCGGCGUUGUGAAAUAGAUGAACUAAUUGCAAUGCACCCAUAAGAUUCCUUUCUGUAGAGACUCGAUGAUAAGGCUGCCUCCAAAGCUGUGUAGCCUAAGACAGGAUCACGAUGAAAGAACCGCUUGAGAUCAAACUCCUGGACAUUUUAAGAAUUCCACACUGACUCGUGACGAUCAAAAGCUAAUAGUAAGAAUUUGAGGAUGAUUGCAUGCACUUUUUAUUAGUAAAAUUUUACUUUGAAUUAAGGUGCUCGUAAGUUUUUGGGUAGUAGCAGUUCAUUUGAAACUGUUUCACACGAUUAGUUGGUGGUAUUCAACUAUUCAUCAUAUUCUAUUAGGAUGUUUAUUGUAACAAUAAGGACUAUGAGAUUAACACGCUUUAUAAAAUUUUACUUUUAUACUA
Molecule: messenger RNA, 1966 nt
Organism: Erigeron canadensis
Lineage: Eukaryota; Viridiplantae; Streptophyta; Magnoliopsida; Asterales; Asteraceae
Exons: 4
Coding region: 211-1605 (464 amino acids)
Molecular function (GO): acetylglucosaminyltransferase activity
Source: RefSeq, a predicted model, not a curated record